CACACACGCACCAACUGGGACUCAGACCAGAGGAAAUCGUGUUCGUCGGCAGCCAAGACGCAUCCAGAGCAGACCACGUCGAGGGGGACGGACGGAGUGAUAAGAAGGCACCGGAAUCACAGGGGGAGGCUGGUAGGAACAACACAGACGGGGGUUUAAUGCACGCAACAAAAAAACUAUUUUUUUAGCGGCGAGAGCAGAGCCUGUCCCCCGCACGCGGAGUCGGGUUACGCGAAGCUAAUUUCCCAACGUUUUCUAACUGGCAGCGAGAGUCACGUUUAUAACGAGAGCUAGCGGAAUGUAAUGCUAGCACGCUAGCUGGUGUUAGCUAGCUAAUUAGCUCGUCGGACGUUUGAUCUUUAUUUAAAUAGGCCACCGUUUGGCGUCGUUUUUACUUUUUUUUUUUUUGGUUGGAGGGGGAAAAAAAAGAGCUGUGCUUAAUGUGCUUUGUCCCGAGCCCUGGCAUAAUGUUCUGCCUCCAAUAGCUAAGUUAGACAAUAAACAGUACCAGCUUUUUAUUGAUGUAAACCAGUUCUCUACUGUCCGACUACGCUUCCUGGGAAAAGACAGAUCCAUCGUGAAUAUCGAGCCGUGGACGAGUCCAGCGGGGAAGAUACAGAAAAACAGACUUUUGACUGGUGACUGUCUGCUGUCCAAUGUUAAUGUCGACCGACGUUGCUUCCUUAAUGCUGCCCGUUAGUCGGGGAAUAAUGGAAAGGGACAUUGAUACGGCAGCCGGACCACUCGCGAACGAGGACGGGGGUCUGGCAGCAGCUGCAGCUGUCCGUGGGAUGAAACGAGGAGACCCGGAGCCCGACGCUCAGGCGGCCGCUGCGGUCCUGACCGAGGCGGAGUGCAAAAGACCCAAGAUAGACGGGACCGGGGCUGUUGUUGAUGACAUUGGACAGAACAAUGAGCCUUUAAAUCCCGGUUUCCACGGAUACCCACCUCACAGUCAGGGCUCUCAGGAUUCGACAGGAGGACAGGAGGGAUUGGUGGCCCCACCCUUUUCAGCGUUCCCCCCUCCGCCCCCUCCUCAAAACGGGCUGCCAGGGACAGAGUUUGGCCCCGGGGCCAUGUUUGGUGCUGGGGGCGCAGCAGACGUAGGGGCUGGUGCUAACGGAGCCGCCUCCACGACCGCCGCCGCCAGCAGCAACAACGGAAAGACGGAGGAGGUGCCCCAGGGUGAGACAGGUGUACUAUGUGGGACGGGAAGCACGGGGGGAGACGGCUCUGUGGGAGACCCCUCAGAGGCCAAAGGGUCCCCCAAACGCCUUCACGUCUCAAACAUCCCCUUCCGCUUCCGGGACCCUGACCUCAGGCAGAUGUUUGGGCAAUAUGGGAAGAUUCUGGAUGUAGAGAUAAUUUUCAAUGAGAGGGGCUCUAAGGGUUUUGGCUUUGUGACAUUUGAGACCAGCGCAGACGCAGAGAAAGCCAGGGAAAAGCUCCACGGCACGUUGGUGGAAGGCCGUAAGAUUGAGGUGAAUAACGCCACCGCCAGGGUGAUGACCAACAAGAAAAUGGUCAGCCCCUACCCUAACGGAGAGGCUCUCAGCACGCUGCCUUAUGCAGCGGGGUGGAAAUUGAGUCCUAUGAUGGGGGCCAUGUACGGACCUGAGAUCUACGCCGUCCCAGGGUUCCCAUACCCCUCAGCGGCUGCAGCAGCCACUACAGCAGCGGCGUUCCGCGGCGCCCACCUCCGGGGCCGAGGCCGGCCCGUCUACAGCGCAGUGCGGGCCGCCGUGCCUCAGCCCGCCAUCCCCACCUACCCCGGUGUGGUGUAUCAGGAUGGGUUUUACGGAGCUGCCGACUUAUAUGGAGGCUACCCAGCUGCUGCUGCUGCUGCUGCUGCUGCCGCCGCGUAUCGCUACGCCCAGCCCACGGCCGUAACCGGAGCAACCGCCGCAGCUGCCGCCUACAGUGACAGUUAUGGCCGGGUGUACACUACAGAUCCAUACCACGCCUUGAGUCCGGCCGCUGCUGCCUACGGAGUGGGAGCCAUGGCCAGUUUAUACCGGGCAGGCUACAGUAGGUUCGCCCCGUACUAAAAAACCACACAUCACACCCGAGGAAUUUCGCAG
Messenger RNA from Cyclopterus lumpus (lumpfish), 2081 nucleotides. RefSeq names its product RNA binding protein fox-1 homolog 2-like. Bases 657 to 2048 code for a protein of 463 amino acids. Lineage: Eukaryota; Metazoa; Chordata; Actinopteri; Perciformes; Cyclopteridae. Gene Ontology annotation, cellular component: nucleus; cytoplasm. Gene Ontology annotation, molecular function: mRNA binding. The transcript has 13 exons. Gene Ontology annotation, biological process: nervous system development; regulation of alternative mRNA splicing, via spliceosome. The record is from RefSeq and is a predicted model, not a curated record.